Messenger RNA from Hibiscus syriacus, 1203 nucleotides. Its product is annotated as SEC14 cytosolic factor-like. The transcript is spliced from 6 exons. Lineage: Eukaryota; Viridiplantae; Streptophyta; Magnoliopsida; Malvales; Malvaceae. Bases 173 to 1000 code for a protein of 275 amino acids. The record is from RefSeq and is a predicted model, not a curated record.
UGCUCUGCCCUGUGGCCUAAUCUCCUUGUCUCCUCCCUUUAUUCCGGUUUUCUUUUUGUCAUCUUCUACUCACCUGUUUUUCUUCCCUUUGUAUAAUCAACUUCUCUUUAUCCUUUCUUCUAUAUUACUUCUCCCUCUCUGACAAGCCAAAGCAGGUUUCUUUUGAUCUAACAUGGAGAAAAGCCAUGAACUUGAGCUUACCCAGAUGAGAAAAUCAGUUGAGAAACUUGGGUUUUCAACAGAGAAAUAUGGGGAUCCCACGCUCAUGAGGUUCUUGAUUGCAAGGUCAAUGGAUACAGAUAAUGCUUCAAAGAUGUUUGUUAAAUGGCUGAAGUGGAGGUCUUCAUUAGUUCCUAAUGGGUUCGUUGCAGAUUCUGAAGUUCCUGAUCAAUUGGAAGCUAGAAAGAUUUUUUUGCAAGAUUUGUCAAAAGCAGGGCAUCCAGUGCUGAUUGUUCAAGCUUGCAAACAUUAUCCUCCCGAGGAUCAUCUCCAGUUCAAGAAGUUCGUGGUUUAUCUGCUAGACAAAACCAUAGCAAGUGCCAUCAGAGGAAGAGAAGUAGGAAACGAGAAGUUGAUCGGCAUUCUUGAUUUUCAAAAUAUUACAUACAAAAAUGUUGAUGCACGUGGACUAAUAACUGGAUUCCAGUUCUUACAGGCUGAUUUCCCAGAGCGCUUAGCAAAGUGCUACGUUUUGAAUAUGCCUAGGUUUUUUGUUAGUGUUUGGAGGAUGGUUUCUAGCUUCAUUGAGAAAGCAACACUUGAAAAGAUUCUAAUUGUGACCAAUGAAGAUGAGAAGAAAACCUUUGUAGAGGAGAUAGGCGAAGAAGCCGUGCCCGUCGAGUACUGUGGCAAAGCAAACCUGAGAGCUGCCCAAGAUGUACAAGUUCCCUCGUUGGAAGGUUGGCUGAUGAUUCUCCGACCCCCAAAAUUCGCAGGCCAUCAAGUGUUUGCUUUAACUCGAAACUCAUUCGAGUAUUUCGAUGUGAUUGAGAAUAGUUAACACACUGGCUGCCAUUGAAGGUGUUAAAUCUUUAAACCUUCAUACGCUUAAUGUUGCGAUGAUGAUAGUUGUCAACUUGCCAACAUGAUGUUGGCUUUCAAUUGGCCAUCUUGUCUUCAUCUUUAAUAGCUACAAUUUGAAAACAUAACCUUCUUUGGACCUUUCUUUGAAGGAAGUAUCAUGUCAUUCAACUAGUUACUUUA